This is a messenger RNA of Engraulis encrasicolus (European anchovy), 1089 nucleotides long. Its product is annotated as E3 ubiquitin-protein ligase TRIM35-like. The transcript is spliced from 5 exons. Gene Ontology annotation, molecular function: ubiquitin protein ligase activity; zinc ion binding. Gene Ontology annotation, biological process: protein ubiquitination. Gene Ontology annotation, cellular component: cytoplasm. The record is from RefSeq and is a predicted model, not a curated record. Lineage: Eukaryota; Metazoa; Chordata; Actinopteri; Clupeiformes; Engraulidae. The coding region runs from base 217 to 1089 and encodes 290 amino acids.
GGGUUGCGCGAACAGUACACCAAAACAAAGUCUCCCUCCGAAGUUUAAUGAUUUCUCUGUUGAAACGUGCAGGGAUAUGUUGUGCCAUUCUACAUGCCGUGCGUUCCUGAUAAAUUAACUACGAUUUGCCUUCAGAUUCCCGAGUGGAACUUGGCAUCUCCAUGAGAAGGAGAAACCGAGAUUGAAAGACCAACUCCAAAGCCACACCAGAGAGAAAUGGCUUCAAUUUCAAUCACAGAUGAGGACCUGUCCUGUCCAGUGUGUAAAGGCAUUUUUAGAGACCCUGUCAUUCUCUCCUGUAGCCACAGCUUCUGCGAGGACUGUGUGAAAACCUCUUGGGAGACGAGAGGAGACAGGCAGUGUCCUGUGUGUAGGGCGUCUUCAGAAGGCCCGGCCCCCGUACUCAAUCUGCAUCUCAGGAACCUCUGUGAGACUUUCCAACAGGAGGGAAAUCGAAGAGGACUCCUGUGCAAACUCCACCGCUCAGAACUCAAGCUCUUCUGUAAAGACGACAAGCAGCUGAUCUGCCUGGUGUGUAGAGACUCAAAGCUCCAUGACAACCACAACUUCAGCCCCGUCAGUGAAGCAGCAGCUGAAUAUAUGGAGGAACUGAAGAGGAAACUUGAGGCCAUAGAGGAGGCGCCCCCUGCCUGUAAACGAGCUAAAACAACCAAAAGGGACGACCCGGCUCAACACAUCCGAGACGAACUGGCUGUCGUACUGCCGUCGUUUAAGGAGAAGCUGGAUGCCCUUGAAAAAGCUAAAGAAACAUUUGAUGAAACAGCCCAGCAUAUCCAGGUUCAGGCACAACAGGCAGAGAAGUACAUCAAGGAGGUGUUUGAUCUUUUUCAUCACUAUUUACGUUUUGAAGAAGAGAGCUGGAUAUCUGAACUGAAGGAAGAAGAAGAGCAGAAGAGUCAGAUGAUGAAGGAGAAGAUUGAGAAGAUGAGCAGAGAGAUCUCAUCUCUCUCAGACACAAUCAGAGCCAUGGAGGAGGCCCUGCAGUCUAAUGACGUCACAUUUCAAGUAAGAAACUGUUUUUCCAUGUCUGUUGUUAUUUGGACAGCUGAUGCACUUCAGUUUCUGUAA